GCCGCGCUCGGCGAGUUCGGGGGAACGCGGAAGCUGCCGGGAUUUGUCUAUCGGAGGGGGGCCUGUCGUCAUGGCAACCGCCGCCGCUGCCGAGGGUCCGCCGGAGGCCCGGGUGCAAGUAGCCAAACAGGAUCCUGCUGUGGAGACAGCGGAGGAAGCUAAGGAACCAGCAGAAGCAGAUAUCAAUGAGCUUUGUAAGGAUAUGUUUAACAAAAUGGCCACUUACUUAACAGGUGAACUGACAGCCACCAGUGAAGACUACAAACUCCUGGAAAAUAUGAACAAGCUGACUAGCUUGAAAUAUCUGGAAAUGAAAGAUAUUGCUGUAAACAUUAGUCGAAACCUGAAGGACCUAAAUCAAAAAUAUGCUGGUCUUCAGCCGUAUCUGGAACAAAUCAACCUAAUUGAAGAGCAAGUGGCAGCUCUUGAGCAGGCAGCCUACAAGCUGGAUGCCUAUUCGAAAAAGCUUGAAGCAAAGUACAAAAAACUGGAGAAACGAUGACAUUCUACAACAAAAGGACGCUUUUUCCUAAGAUACGAGAAUUGGGUCAUGACUCAGAUUGACUUGUCAAAUUCCUAAGGUUUGAACUGCACCAAACAUGCAAGCUGUUAUUCUGGAAGAGCCGUGUAGCCAGAGGGAUGCCUUGGCUAAGGACUUGAGUGUAGCAGACAUCAGACUAGUAAUGUUGCUGUGUCUAUAUUCCUUCUGAGGCUAGAAAACCUUCCCUUUUCUCAGAAGCCUGUUCUUUUACUGCCUCUGUUAUUGAGCUGUAGUCAAAAGCUGAAAUCUACUCUGAGCUUUUAUGAGUUGCCCUAAGACAGUGUUCACAUUUAAUACUUCCUGAGCUCCAUAUGUCCUAUGGCCUUGUAGAAAAUUUCCUCCAUAGCCUACACUAUAUUCUCCUCUACAGCUGGAGGACCUGAAAUUCCCCUUGUUCCACUGCUUCCUUUUCCUCACUUAGAGCCCUGUGUCUAGUAUAAAUAUUGUGUUUCCAUCUGUACUGUCUAAAGAUCUGUUUUCAGAGGUGUGAGCAUUGUUUUGGAUCCUCUUAAGUUUGUCUUGGUAUCUAGAUUUCUUGUUGAAAGGGGAAUAAUAGUUAUAGGUUUACAGUUAAACUUUUCUCUAUCGCAAAUGUCUUGAAACUAACUCAGAUUGUGUUUCUGAGAACUGAUUUCUCAUGCUUUAUGCAAGUUUAUCCUGUUAAAGUAGCUGAGAACAGAAGCAUCUAACAGUCAUUUUGAUUUAGAGAUCACAGGAGAAGAUGAUAUUUAAGACUAAUUCUGUACUUUGAUGAAAUUCUUUGGAAGUUGAUUAAGUUAAGCUACAUUUGGAAAAAGGCACUUAUUCUGGAAUAAAUUGACAAUUUAUCCUAGAAUAACUCCAUGUGUAGACAAGCCUUAAAUAAAUAUGUAAUGGGCUAGAAAAGCUAAGAUCUUGCAUUAUGAAAACAAGUGGUGAUUCAUAAUCAGUUUCAUUGAGAUAUUUCCCAAUACUAGAAGAUUGUAUCUUGUCUAAAUGAUUUGUAUAGACCUCUCUGCAAGUUAUGGUACUUAUUUGCCUUUUAGUUAUCUAAAAAGCAACCUUUCAAUGGAUGGGACACUGUUAAUAUUUAUGGUGUCACUGCUACAUAGUGUAGGUAUGAGAUAGGAACCAAAGACUCAUUAUCUGAAAAUAAAGUAGUUACAUUUGUAACAAUGGGAUAUGAACAUUACAAGUAAAAGCCAGAUCUGGCAAUUCAUGAGUUUUAGUGAGGUGGUAUUGGAGGGCAGACUAAGCUUCAGGACAAAAAGAGAAUGCCCACACAGACAAUCAAAAGAGGGGCUAACUAUAACAAACUUGUCUUUCUACUACAUUUAUCAAUUUCUUGUUACACUUCUCCCUUUAGAAUAUUUGAUCCUUGGUCUUCUAUGUGUACCCCAUUAAGGAGAAUUAAGUUGUAUUCAGUUUAACACUAAUCGAAGGGUUGUGGACUUAGCACAAUCAGGUCUCAGGCCCUGGUGUGCUACCCUAAGAUAUUAUACUAGAAGAGCAUUUCCCCAACCUUAGCUGAGUA
Molecule: messenger RNA, 2054 nt
Organism: Terrapene triunguis (Three-toed box turtle)
Lineage: Eukaryota; Metazoa; Chordata; Testudines; Emydidae
Gene: BLOC1S2
Product: biogenesis of lysosomal organelles complex 1 subunit 2
Exons: 5
Coding region: 71-502 (143 amino acids)
Biological process (GO): endosomal transport; lysosome localization
Cellular component (GO): BORC complex; gamma-tubulin complex; BLOC-1 complex
Molecular function (GO): gamma-tubulin binding
Source: RefSeq, a predicted model, not a curated record